UAUAGACCAUCUUAUUUCAGUGUAUAAUUAUUACUUUUUUUCUUACACAUUUAAUCCACACAAACACAAACCCUUUAUUUCUGUUAAAAAAGGACAACUCGACAACGACAAAAUCUAAUUUAUUUUGCAACAAUAAAAAAUCAGCGUAAAUAUUUGUACAUCCAUACACACACACAUAUAUAUAUAUAUAAAUAUACAUAGAAAAUAUCAUUGUAUGUUUCGCUGAACAAAAUCAUUUAAUACAUUAUAACAGACGAGACAUUCUCUAUGAAAUCAAUACCCACAAAAGAACAUUCACUCAUAAAUUGUUGCUGUUGCUGCUGUCAUUGCUGUUGCUAUCAUCAAACACAGUCUGUUCCUCCAUGGAAACCAAGUGUCGACUCACUAUGCUCAUGCUGUAGCUGCACAUCAACCAUAGAAAAAGAAGACAAAGGAAUGCUAGCAGAAUCAUUAAUAUCGACUGGAGGUACAUUAUCAAUUGACAUAAAGUUAUCACCAGAAGAAAAUGCAAUGCCAGAUGAUGAAAAGAUACAGAAAAAGAAACUUCAUGCUAUUGAAGAACUACUUCAAACAGAACGUGAUUAUGUUCAAGACUUAAAUUAUCUGAUUCAAAUUUGCUUGAAGGCAUUAGCUCGUCAAACAUGGAUUACUAAAGAACACAAAAUUAUUAUCACUCGAAAUGCACAAGGGAUUUUCAACUUUCACAAGCAGUUUAUUAUAUCUUACACACUGGAUACUUCAAUGUCUGAUUACAACUCCUCUAUGAUUGCCAAAAAGUUUCUUGACCAGAUUAGUCAGUUUUCGCUAUAUAAAUAUUACUGUGAUCUGCACGCAGAAGCAUGGACCCUAUUUUCAGAGUAUCGAGAUCGACCUGAAUGGUCAGGUUUCCUUAAAGACUGUGUAAUGCUCGAUUCUUGCUUUAUCCCUUUCACUCUUGCAUCAAAUAGCCUAUCACAGCCAAAAAAGUUGCAAUUUGAAGACUACUUAAUCAAGCCUGUACAGAGAAUAUGUCGAUACCAUUUGCUCGUCAAAGAAAUUAUUCGCUAUAUUUCUCCUCAAACUGCAGAAUAUGAUUUAUGGAGUGCUGUGUUAAACGAGAUGCAGGACAUUGUCAGCGAAAUUGAUCACCUCAAGCAACAGAGAGACAUGAAGGAGCGUACAAAUCGAUUUAUUGAACGUCUUGAUAGCGACUGGAGAAUUAGUAGGCGACAUGUAGCUCAAUUAGGCAACUUGUUGAUUGCAGGUGCCAUUGAGGUGACCUAUUCUGCUUUAGGUCAAAGUGUUUCUAAACCAAGAUAUCUUGGAUGCUUUGUCUUCAAUACCUACAUGAUUAUGGUGAGGCCAAAAAAGGUGAUUAGCUACGAACCCAAACAUUGGUUUCCUCUUCAUUUAGCUGAUUUUGAGGACCUAGCAAACAUUGAAGGCCAAAGAGAACAUUCAUUUGUAGUGAGAUGCAGGAAACAUACCUUUGCUUUCAGUGCAAGCUGCUCUCAAGAAAAGCAAGUCUGGGUCAAGAAAAUACAGGAAGCUAUUUUAUACGCAAGGAAUGAAUCUGCAGAUGGUGCCCUUAAAUCACAUGACUUUAUUAUCUCUUCCUUGCCCAAUAUCCCAAGUAAGCAGUCUCCUCAAACAGUACGUCUCUCUCGGUCUUUUAGCAACAUGCUUGAUAUAUCACUUGUGUCCAACAAGAACAGCGAAGAAAGUGAUAUUAUGCUUGAUGCAGCAUCUUUUCUUCGAAGGUCUUCUUCAACCAAUCUCGAACUGAGUGAUCAAGCCAACAUGAAACCUACUCUUGGCAAGAAGUCAUCUCAAGUCACACUCAAGAAGCGGUAUUCGGCUGACUAUUCUACUUUUAUCAAUCGGCGCUCUCAAAGUAGUUUUCAUCUCAAGCCAAGAAAUAAUUCUGAAAUGUACAUCAAACCCGAAUCUUUUGGCAAUCUAGUUACACGUCGACGACCCAAUUCGCUCGACUUGCUAUCUUCUGCUACCAACAAUAACAUGAUUGGUAAAAUGUCAUUGCAAUUCAAGAACAAUCAUCAAAAUGCUUUUCGUGUGACCGUAGACCAUAAGCUACGUGAUGUGUGCACUCAGGAAUAUCUGUCUUCAAGAGCAUGGCACAUAAGAGACAGAGACCAAGUCACAGGCGAUCAUUUGGCUGACAAUGAACUCCUGAAAAAACGCAAGUCUACAUCGUUUAUCAGAACUUCUGCCUCUAGCUUCUCGCUCAUCAAAAGAGCAACAAGUGAUACAAGUAAAACAGGUGUCGCUCAAAACUCAGAAUGUGAAGUGCCUUCUAUGACAAGCUCCUAUACAAGUUCAAUUGAACGCUCUGCUUCACCCAUCAACCAACGGCUAGAAAAAUCCCAGCUUUCUAAUUCAUCAAAUCAAUUGCUUAGAAAAGUCUCUUUUAAUCGAGGCGAGUCCCCUUUUUCAUAUGAUAGCGAAUCGAGCUUUGCUAGCAAUCUGUCUGUUAAGCGACUUGAAAGAAGCCCAAGUCGAAAACAAAUCUUGGUCGAAAAAGUUCUCAGAAGAAUAACGAGUUUGCAUCAAAAAUCACCUUCUCCAACUAGUUUUGAUUCUUCUGUUCGUUCUUCAUUCGGCUUUGAUGACGAAGAAGAGGCGGUAUUGAAAGCAACACGACACGAGGAACUGGCCCAUUUAAAAGUAGGUGAUCGACUUGCAGAGGAGACAAAUAGUACCAAAAAAGAAAAACAGAUCGUUGCUGUCCUAGGUGAUCACCACAAAAAUCGUUCAACUGGUUCUUUUUCUGCUUUUGCAUAUGCUUCUACGCCUGUUCCUCUUGAAGAGCCAGUCAAGAAGAAAAAAAAAUGGAAAACAAAACUAAGUUUGAUACGUCCUGCAAGUUUUUUGAGAAUGACAGCGAAUAGCAAUCAUUCCACUACUUUCUAGUUAGUAUGUACACAUUUUACCUAAUCUUGUAUCAUAAUAAACAAUUUAAUCAUACACACUUGAGC
Gilbertella persicaria is the source of this 2975-nucleotide messenger RNA. RefSeq lists its product as uncharacterized. Gene Ontology annotation, biological process: regulation of GTPase activity. The transcript is spliced from 6 exons. Gene Ontology annotation, molecular function: guanyl-nucleotide exchange factor activity. The record is from RefSeq and is a predicted model, not a curated record. Bases 268 to 2910 code for a protein of 880 amino acids. Lineage: Eukaryota; Fungi; Mucoromycota; Mucoromycetes; Mucorales; Choanephoraceae. Gene Ontology annotation, cellular component: cytoplasm.